Messenger RNA from Aspergillus tanneri, 1275 nucleotides. RefSeq names its product putative serine/threonine protein kinase ENV7. NCBI's taxonomy places the organism in Eukaryota, Fungi, Ascomycota, Eurotiomycetes, Eurotiales, Aspergillaceae. The record is from RefSeq and is a predicted model, not a curated record. The transcript has 3 exons. Gene Ontology annotation, molecular function: protein serine/threonine kinase activity; ATP binding. Gene Ontology annotation, biological process: regulation of vacuole fusion, non-autophagic; protein phosphorylation; vacuolar protein processing. The coding region runs from base 1 to 1275 and encodes 424 amino acids. Gene Ontology annotation, cellular component: cytoplasm; Golgi apparatus.
AUGGCCCAGUACUUCUUCGAUCUCCUCUACAACUUUACGGAUUGCAUGUGCUGCUUUCCCAGCACGCCGCAGCUGAAGAUUAACAACCGCAGCUUUAAAUUGUUGCGACUCCUCGGUGAAGGUGGUUUUUCCUACGUUUAUCUGGUCCAAGACAAAUCCACAUCCGAGCUGUUUGCCCUCAAGAAGAUUCGAUGUCCGUUCGGUCAAGAGUCGGUUUCACAAGCACUGAAGGAGGUGGAGGCAUACAACCUAUUUGCGACGCAAUCCAACAUCAUCCACUCAAUAGACCACUGUGUCUCAACCGAACCGGGUUCGAAAUUCCGAUCGGAUGGGGGUGAACCUGGUUCUAAGACGGUCUACAUCCUCCUGCCGUAUUACCAACGCGGGAACCUCCAGGAUGCCAUCAACGCCAACUUAGUGAACCACACUCGAUUUCCGGAGAAGCGACUCAUGGUGCUGAUGCUGGGGGUCGCCACGGCUCUCCGAUCGAUGCACCAGUAUCGCGUCAAGGGCGGCACCGGUCCCACAUGGAAAGCGAAGGCCGUGGGGCGUGAGGGGGAGGAGGCCGACGCGGAGGUCGCCAUGCGUAUGGGAAAGCCGAAACGACGUCCGAGCCAGAAGAAGGAGGAUGAAGACGAGGAGAACGAGCCAUUGAUGGAUGACGAGGUCACCCGGAGUCAAGAAGGGGUGCAGGAGGGGGGUUUGCGCCCCUAUGCGCACCGAGAUAUUAAGCCGGGCAACAUCAUGAUUGAUGACGAUGGACAAACACCAGUGCUGAUGGAUCUCGGGUCACUCUCCCCUAGCCCGAUUGCCAUUACUUCCCGUUCGUUGGCGCUGGCGGUCCAAGAUACGGCAGCGGAGCACAGCACCAUGCCGUAUCGCGCCCCAGAGCUCUUCGAUGUCAAGACCGGAUCCGUGAUCGAUACCAAAGUGGAUAUCUGGUCGCUUGGAUGUACGCUAUACGCGUGCUUGGUGGGCAAGAGCCCCUUCGAGGCGCGGAGUGAGGAGACGGGGGGAAGUCUCAGCAUGUGCGUGUUGGGGGGAGACUGGAGGUUCCCCGACGAGAAACCGAACACGGGCAAGGGGAAGGGCAAAGCGGGUGACGAAACCCCCAAGGACGGGGCGACGUUCAUCAGCGCGUCAGUCAAAGAAGUGGUCCGGAAAUGUCUACAGGUCGAACCUGCGGAGCGCCCCGACAUCGAGGAACUGAUCCAAAUCCUCCAGAAUGUGAUCCAAGAACUCGGGGACGACGAGGGGAUGGGCAGUUCCAGUUGA